UUUAGAAAACGUUAACUUAAGAUGGCUAAGAAGAACGGAACGUCAUGGUUCACGGCCGUGAAAAAGAUUCUCUGGUCACCAUCAAAAGACUCAGAUCACAAGAAGACUCACAAGAAAGAAACUGAUUACAAGAAAAAUGAAAAGAAAGGAUGGAUAUUUAGAAAGACCAAACUCGAAACUACAAAUUCUGUAGUAGAAGACACUGUCCGUAAGGUUCUUACGGUGGAGACAGUGGAGGAAGAGAAACCUGCGGUUAAUGUCUCCGCCGUGGAUGAAGCUGUCGCCGAGAUCGUUAAACUAAAGGCACCUCCGGGUUUUAUUAGACGUCAUUGUGCUGCCAUUGUUAUUCAGACAGCUUUCCGAGGCUACCUCUCGAGGAGAGCAUUACGGGCAUUGAGAGGGAUAGUGAAGCUACAAGCAUUAGUGAGAGGUAACAAUGUAAGAAACCAAGCCAAACUUACUCUAAGAUGCAUCAAAGCUUUGGUUCGAGUUCAAGAUCAAGUACUUAAUCAUCAUCAACAACGGUCAAGAGUCUUAUCAUCAUCACCAUCCCGUAACUAUAACAUUGAAGCAAGACGUAACUCGAUGUUCGCUGAAUCUAACGGUUUUUGGGACACCAAAACAUAUCUUCAAGACAUCCGUAGCCGUAGAUCUCUGUCGAGGGAUAUGAGUAGAUGCACCAACAAUGAAUUUGACUCGGAAGAAACAGAAUCUAUUUUGCAGAAGAAGUUAGAGAUUGCUAUUAAACGUGAGAAAGCACAAGCACUUGCUCUCUCUAAUCAGAUUCGGAGUCGGUCGUACCGGAAUCAAUCAGCCGGUGACGAUGAGCUUCUAGAGAGAACACAAUGGCUUGAUCGUUGGAUGGCUACAAAGCAAUGGGACGACACAAUCACCAACUCUACAAACGUUAGAGAUCAAAUCAAGACACUUGAAUUAAACACUCAUCAUCAUCAAAGAUCGUAUCCAACGACUCCACCGUCGUGCAGAGCUUCAAGAUCCGUUAUGGUGAGAUCAGCUAGUCCUAGGAUACCGUGUUCACCUUCCUCGGUGCAGCCAAACUACAUGUCGGCUACGNGUGUAACUGUUGCUUUAUUUUGGACGUACGCGAAACUGUUUUGUAUGUACACACAAAUCAAGCAAGAGAGUUGA
Camelina sativa (false flax) is the source of this 1149-nucleotide messenger RNA. The record is from RefSeq and is a predicted model, not a curated record. Lineage: Eukaryota; Viridiplantae; Streptophyta; Magnoliopsida; Brassicales; Brassicaceae.